CAAUGCAUUCCAUCGCAAAACACAAAUGGCUUCAAUCACUUGGGUCCAUCUCCUACUAGCUUCUUGCCUCUUAUCUUCUCUGUUUAGUUCCAAUGCACAACCUCCAGCAGCUUCACCGUCCUCCUCCUCCACCACCACAGCUCCUCCUCCAACCACCACAGCUCCUCCUCCCACCACCACCACCACUCCACCACCGGUUACAGCUCCUCCUCCAACCACCACAUCUCCUCCCACCACAACUCCACCAUCUACACCACCGGUUGCAGCUACUCCUCCUACAUCACCACCGGCUCCAAAAGUAGCACCCAUAAGCAGCCCCGCCGGUCCACCACCACAGAACCCUCCUCCAGUUUCAGCUCCAUCACAGCCACCGCAACCACCACCGGUAUCACCACCUCCUGCCCCUACUUCACCUCCUCCUCCGACUUCACCACCUCCUGCUCCUGCCUCGCCUCCACCUGCCCCUGCUUCGCCUCCUCCUGCUCCGACUUCACCGCCUCCAGCAGAGGUGCCUGCACCAAUAGGCCUGCCACCAGCUACAGCGCCAGCACCUGCACCGGCCAAGCACAAGAAGAGAAAGCAUAAACACAAAAGGCAUCACCAUGCCCCGGCUCCUGCGCCAACUCCUCCCAGCCCUCCAUCCCCUCCGGUUCUUACAGAUACACAGGACACAGCUCCAGCACCAGUUCCAUCUCAGGAUCAGAAUGGAGGAUAUUCCCUGCAGCAGUUGGGAGGAAGAGUUGGAAUGCUGAUAAAUACAGGGAUUGGAGUUCUCAUUCUGCUCGCAAUGACGGGUUAAGCUUUCUAGAUAUCUACAUAUCAUCCGCGUGAAUGAACUUCAAAUAUCAUCACAUUUUUCCCAUAUGUAUACCCAUUAUACAAAUUCAAAUAAUAUCAUUCUUUGAAUUGUUCUGAAA
This is a messenger RNA of Tarenaya hassleriana, 917 nucleotides long. Its product is annotated as lysine-rich arabinogalactan protein 19-like. Gene Ontology annotation, cellular component: plasma membrane. The record is from RefSeq and is a predicted model, not a curated record. The transcript has 2 exons. NCBI's taxonomy places the organism in Eukaryota, Viridiplantae, Streptophyta, Magnoliopsida, Brassicales, Cleomaceae. The coding region runs from base 26 to 799 and encodes 257 amino acids.